Molecule: messenger RNA, 2730 nt
Organism: Trematosphaeria pertusa
Lineage: Eukaryota; Fungi; Ascomycota; Dothideomycetes; Pleosporales; Trematosphaeriaceae
Product: N-acetylated-alpha-linked acidic dipeptidase
Exons: 7
Coding region: 118-2286 (722 amino acids)
Molecular function (GO): carboxypeptidase activity
Source: RefSeq, a predicted model, not a curated record
GAAAUAGCGAUCGAAAGUACGUCGCAACAAGUCUCGACGCCGACGCCUCUCCUCCUUAAUCCCAUUCCGGUUCGAAUCGCCAAUCCACUGCCCGCACUGGCUCAAUAUGCUACAGCGAUGAAGAAGCUUCUACUAUCCCUAUUAGUGGCCACGAAGUCUUCCAUAGCAUGUCAGCGCGAAUUCCCGGACGAGCACUUUUCCUCGCAAUUCGCACGCUCCUCCGACACCCUCACUGCACGCGCUGAGCCAUUUCCACCAGUCUGGACCAAGAACGAAGCGAUCCUGCACCGGGCAUUCGACAGCGUAGAGCUAGAGACAUGGGCCUCCUACUACACGCACGGCGACCACAUAGCCGGCCGCAACAAAUCCAUGGCGGAGGAAACAGCUAAAAAAUGGAAUGCGAAUGGCGUGCCGUCCUCUCUUGUCGAGUAUGAAGUGUAUCUGAAUUAUCCGGAAAGCCAGAAGCUGGUUUUGAAUAGGGCGAACGGUUCAAAGUAUGAGGCGCAGCUGUGGGAGGAUAAGAUUGCGGAAGACGAGACGACUGAGUAUCCGGGAAGUAUCCCUGCUUUUCAUGGCUAUUCGGCAAGCGGGGACGUAGAGGCGGAGUAUGUUUACGUUGGACGUGCGCAUAAGGACGACUUUGCAGCUUUGAAGAGCGCUAGUAUAAACCUGGAAGGCAAGAUAGCGCUCGCCAAAUACGGCGGUCCUUUCCGUGGCAUCAAAGUGAAGAAUGCCGAGGCGAACGGCAUGGUUGGCGUUGUCAUCUUCACCGAUCCUGGAGAUGAUGGACCUCAGGAAGCGAAGGGCCAGGCCGCGUAUCCAAAGGGCCCGGCAAGGCAGCCUUCGUCGAUUCAGCGUGGGUCAGUGGCGUACAUCGACAGAUAUGUGGGCGAUCCAACGACUCCCGGAUGGCCCUCCAAACCAGGCGUCCCGCGAGAAAGCAAUCCCACAAUCCUGCCCAAGAUUCCCUCUCUGCCAAUCUCCUUUCGCGAUGCAUAUCCAAUCCUCAAAGCCCUCGAUGGCUACGGCAAGGCCGGCAAGGAUAUGAGGCGGGAUAGCUGGGUCGGCGGCCUCAAUGUGACCUACAGCACUGGACCUGCGCCCGGAAUUACGCUCUCGCUUUCCAACAAGAUGAAGGACGCAACCACGCCGAUUUGGAACGUCAUCGGAAUUAUCAACGGUACCAACGCAGACGAAACGAUUGUCGUGGGGAAUCACCGUGAUGCCUGGAUUAUUGGUGGAGCGGCGGAUCCAAACUCCGGGACCGCCAUGUUGAUCGAGAUCACGAGGGCCUUUGGCGAACUCUUGAAGACAGGGUGGAAGCCGAGGAGGAAUAUCGUCUUCGCAUCCUGGGACGCCGAAGAGUACGCGCUAAUAGGCUCUACAGAAUGGGUAGAAGAGUUUGCACCUUGGCUCGCCGACACAGUAAUCAGCUACCUCAAUAUUGACAUAGCCGUUAACGGGCCUCUCCCAGGGGCGUCUGCAACCCCUGAACUGCGCGGUAUCGCGCAGUCAGUGAUGAAGAAAGUCAUCUAUGGGAAUCGAACACUAUAUGAUGCCUGGUACAGUCUCUACCGCUUCCGACCUGAAGACAAUGGCUUCGGCAACCUAGGAAGUGGAAGCGAUUACACAGCGUUCCUGCAGCUUGGUAUCGGAGCCCUCGACUUUGGCAUGGGCCCGGGAUCUACAGACCCCGUUUACCACUACCAUUCUAACUACGACUCAUAUCAUUGGAUGAAAACCCUCGUCGACCCCACCUACGCCAUCCACACCACCGCGGGCCAAUACAUCGCCCUCCUCGCCUACCACCUCGCCGACGACCCGCUGCUCCCCUACGACCUCGACGCCUUCGGGCGGAACCUAGACUACUGGGCGCGCGACGUGACAUCCCUCACGAUAUCCUGCUGCGGCAGCGCCGGCGCAACGCAACAAGCCGUCAACCUCACCACGCUGAUCGACGCAUUCAGGCGGUUCAAGGACGUAGCGAAGCAGUACCAGAAAGUCACCAGCACGGACGCGUUCCUGCAGGACGACGCGAAGGUGCAGGCGACGAACGCGAAGUUGAAAAAGCUGCUGCGCUUGUUCGUGAGGGAGGCUGGCUUGCCGGACAGAGGGUUCUAUAAGACUGCGCUGUUUGCGCCGAAUCGGGAGGAUGGGUAUAAGGCGCAGACUCUGCCCGCGGUCGUGGAGGGCCUGCAGGAUAGGAAUCUCUCGCAGGCGAAGGAGUGGAAUCUGUUCCUCGUGGACGCUGUUGAUAAGGCGUCGGAGAUGUUCACCUUACCGUAGCUUGAGAGAUGAAAUGAAGUGGAAAGGAGGGGUGUCUCUUUCCUCCACCGCGCGCAGCUGGGCGAGCAGGUACGCAGUCAUAUUUGCCAUACAUACUCGCUGUGCGAACUACCAAACAUUAAGUUCGACACCCGCCGCACCGGUCUACAACCUUCCCUCUAGCGAGAACCACUCGACGUUGCUUUAGCGACGGGGCUCAAACGCAUCAACGCUGCCGAGAAAGCCCGGUGGACUAUAGAAGACUUCACGGUUGUUGGUGCCAUUCUCCGUAUUCCAAUUCAUCAACGUUCCCCAUUCACAUGCCAUCGUCCUCACGCGACUUGCCCCUAGCCGCCCAACCCGACGCUCCAUCAUACAGAGACCCUACUGGGCCGGUAGGAGUCAGAAGGCAGCCAGGACUAGCAUUCCAAGUGCCAUAUAUAGAUGAAGCAACAACGGAAGUCA